CUUAAUUUGUAACUUUUUUUGUGUUUUUCGCAGGUCUCAGGCAGUUGUUAAACCGUCGGAUUUGCACACUUGUCUAGAAUCAUGGGUAUGCCACGUAAAAAGCCAAAGAGCCCGCCUAUUAUGAGCCAUGAGUUUGUCAUUCAAAAUCAUGCUGAUAUAUUGGCUUGCAUUGCUAUCGUUGUUGUUCUUGGCCUCGUUUCUGAGUUGACAGCAAAAGUGAGUCGAGUGUUUGUGUUUCUUCAACAUGGUUUGGUCAAGAAUGAAGAUGGCGUCCUUGAACCUGCAGUGGGGAAAGACUCCUUUCCUGUUGAAUUUGAGCGAGGUGCACUGGAUAUAUUUACUGUAAUUUUCCAAGCGAUGAUGUUGGCAGUUGUACACGCUGUUAUCCAAGAAUAUGUGAUUGAUAAAAUAUCAAAGAAACUUCAUUUGUCAAAAACAAAGAACAGUCGAUUUAGUGAAUCUGGCCAAUUGCUUAUUUGGUGUCUUGUUUCUGUUGGUUGGUCAAUUCAUUUACUUAUCAAGAAUGGAAUGCUCCGAGACAUAUCCAUGUUAUGGGAAGAUUAUCCACAUAAAGUUAUUCACUGGGAGACCAAGCUAUACCUUCUUGUUCAGAUGGCAUACUGGGUACAUAUGUAUCCUGAGCUUUACUUUCAGAAGGCAAGAAAGGAUGAGAUUCCAAACAGAAUUCAAUAUUAUACCCUGCACCUUGUCUUUAUUGCUGGAGCAUAUUUCUUACAUUUCUGGAGGAUUGGAAUGGUCAUUGGUUUGUUGCACUUUAUUGCUGAAGCUGUCUUCCAUGGCUCAAGGCUUCUUUACUUUGCUGAGAAAAAUGAAUGGGCUGAACUUGGAUUCUCCAUUUGGCGUGUUGUCUUCCCAAUCGCUCGAGUUUUGAUUCUUGCUAUUGCUUUCCUUACUUUCUACUGGGGACUUGGUCGUGCUGAAGUUCAAGGAGUUGAUUUCGCAACCGGGAGUUUUAACUCUUUUUUUGUGAGAAUGAUUUGUUUGGGAAGUUUGUUUUUCUUGCAACUGUGGUUGAUGUGGCCGUACAACCAACUUAUUUUGAGGAGAAGAAGAGAGGAGAGAGAGCUUAAGAAGAAGGCAGCUGCUCUUACCACAGCUAAGCCUAAGCCUGCGGGCAAAAAGCGUAAAAAAAAAAGACAGUGAAGAAUCAAGCAAUGGUGUUGGUGGAAAGGGGAAAGUGAAGAAAAACUAACAAUCUAAGAACCCCCUUUAACUCACUAAAAAGCUUUUUACUUCAAUUGUGUUUUUCCAUGUUGCGGACGAUAAUAUUUGGUGGGUGAUAUCUUAGAUGGUGGAUUUUACCGGCAAUUUCCAAUGUUGCAUCCUGUUAUAAACUUCUUAUAUUAAAAUUUUCAACACUUUGUUUGAAAAGCAUUUUUAGGUAUGAGUCUUGAGUAAAAUCCUUGCAAAUUGUCCUGCAACAAAUAGUUCUGUUGGUUUGGAAUGUUAUUCUGUUUCACCACGUUGCAAUAUGCGUUUUACCGUCCAAUUUGGCCUACGUAAUCAAAUGAACAGCAAGUGCCUGCAUACCAUAUGGCUGAUACCACUUCUCACACUAACAUAGGAUUUCCUGCUUCAGUUUAAUUUCCUUGAUUUGACAAGGAUUAUAACUGUCUAUUGAUUCCACAAGGAAGACUGGGAAAUUAUUUACAAUUUCAGAACCCAAUUUUUCAUAUUUUGUAUUUUUUCAGUUCAAUCAGUUUUGCAAAACAAUCAAAAUUUACUGCACAUGAUUUUUGCUCUAUUGUUUUAUAUGAAAUCUUGCUGUAUUUGUAUGUUUCGCCUGUUCACGUUAAUUAGUUUGCUUUUCAAAGCUAUCGGCUGACCCCAGUCUGUUUGCUUUUAGGCACUUUUGCCAAAUCUUAGAUUGAAUUGCAUGCUGGUUUUGACUAUGUAAAUAUGUUACAGGAAGCCCUGCCCACUAUCAUGUAAAUUUAAUUCCUUUUCCGGAAGUUGACUAGGUUACUGUCAAUCGUUACUUGCGUUUUUGGCAUCGGUCCAUUUGUUCUUGUUUGACUGUAGAUUUUUGUGUUGAGAUGGAGUUAUGAUUGAAUAAAGCAGGUGGAAGGAAUGCUUUUAA
This is a messenger RNA of Ciona intestinalis (vase tunicate), 2101 nucleotides long. The record is from RefSeq and is a predicted model, not a curated record. NCBI's taxonomy places the organism in Eukaryota, Metazoa, Chordata, Ascidiacea, Phlebobranchia, Cionidae.